AUGCUACUCAAUCUACCCAGGUUCCUUCUCAAGACCUACUUGACCUCGGUGAUAGUCUGGAUAAUGCUAACGACAUCCAUCCCGCAGACAAUAACGAAAUACACCAUGAAACCACUAACGUCACCCUAUUUUCCACAAUCGUCGAUAACGGUGCCGAAACGACAACCGAUCCUCAAUGCCACGGUAUACGUCGUGAUUGCCCACCCUGACGACGAAGUCAUGUUCUUUGCGCCGACCAUCUUGGAGUUGACCAAACCGCAGUACAACAACCAGGUGAAAUUGGUGUGUUUUUCCAAUGGCGAUGCGGGCGAUGUGGCUAUGGGCCCCGUGAGGACGCGGGAGCUUUACGCUUCGGCGCGGAUCUUGGGGGUUGAGGUUUCGAAUGUGCGCGUCUUGGAGUAUAAGGAUGGGAUGAAUGAGACUUGGCACAGUCAAGAUAUCGCCAAAUCCAUCACUCAAGUAGUGAAGGAGGAAAAGGAGAAAGAUAAGAAAAGUGGUGCCGUGAUUGUCACCUUUGAUGAUGGAGGUGUUUCGAGACAUGCGAACCACGUGGCUUUGUUUCAUGGAUGCAGGAAGUUUUGGCAAAAGAGCCGGCUGGUCAGAGUAUACACUUUGAAGAGCUUGGGGUUCUGGGAGAAGUAUAGCUUCACCUUGUUGACUAAUGUUGAAUUGGCGACUGAUUACGUGACCAGAUUGAUUAGGAAAUUCGCCACUGUGAAUAUCAAUGUCAGCUUUUUCAGCCCUGCUAAUGACUCAAGCAGCGUCAAGAUUUACUCGGAUUUGAAUAAAUUGGCUUGCAGUUACGCGGCGAUGGCCUAUGGACACUAUAGUCAGAUGGUGUGGUUUCGAUACGGAUGGUUGAUGCUUAGCCGGUACCUCACCUAUAACCAUUUAAUAGAAGUUACCAGGUAG
Lodderomyces beijingensis is the source of this 912-nucleotide messenger RNA. NCBI's taxonomy places the organism in Eukaryota, Fungi, Ascomycota, Pichiomycetes, Serinales, Debaryomycetaceae. The record is from the annotation of a GenBank genome assembly.